AAGUGACGAAUGCGGAAGUGUUCAUGUUGUGUGUGGUUUAGUUGCGUGUAGUCAAACAAAAUGACCGAGUCCAAAGCUAAAAAUAUCAGCGCCAUUCCAAUCGAUGGAUUCAGUAAUAUUCGCGUCACAUCAUUAUGGAGCUUUCUACAGUCUGUUGACUGGACUGAAUCCUGGCUGAUUUGUCUGCUGGCCUUCCAUGUCUUCUGUUUUGCUUUCACCGUCCUGUCCUGCAAAUACUACCGCCUUCAGAUCUGUCAUUUUCUCUUGAUGGUUACAAUGGUUUACAGUGCAGAAUAUCUGAAUGAGUUGGCAGCGAUGAAUUGGAGGUCUUUUUCAAAGUUCCAAUACUUUGAUUCAAAAGGAAUGUUCAUAUCACUAGUAUACUCUGUCCCGCUCUUGCUCAACACAGUUAUUAUUGUGGCUGUGUGGGUAUGGAGGACCUUCUCAACCAUGACAGAAUUGAAGAUUCUGCAGUUAAAGAGAAAAGUUGCCAGAGAGAACAACAAGAAAACACAAUAGAAGACAUGAACAGGACAUGCACCAUUUCCUAAUGUUAUAAUGUCCAGAUGUGGAGGGCACACAUGGUGUUAGGAUGAGGUUAAAACAAAAGUUGCGGUGAAUGUUCUUAAGUGUUUCUUUCAGAUUACUGAUGGAUGAUUACUCCACCUACUAGCAAAUGUUUUUAUUAUCCAAUACCUAUUGGACAAAGCCUUCAACUGUAUUAUGCAACUGCUUUGUGUACAUAAAAAUAGACCAUCCCAGAGCUCAGUUUUGCUUAUUUGUCCCUUGUUAUCGAGUGCCGAACAUGUAAAUUGUGUAUUUAUGGGAAUAAACUGAAUGUUUUUUUUAUAUAGA
Messenger RNA from Pimephales promelas (fathead minnow), 855 nucleotides. It is a transcript of the gene tmem18, whose product is annotated as transmembrane protein 18. The record is from RefSeq and is a predicted model, not a curated record. Gene Ontology annotation, cellular component: nuclear membrane. NCBI's taxonomy places the organism in Eukaryota, Metazoa, Chordata, Actinopteri, Cypriniformes, Leuciscidae.